Molecule: messenger RNA, 996 nt
Organism: Eurypyga helias (sunbittern)
Lineage: Eukaryota; Metazoa; Chordata; Aves; Eurypygiformes; Eurypygidae
Gene: CRYZ
Product: crystallin, zeta (quinone reductase)
Exons: 8
Coding region: 1-996 (331 amino acids)
Cellular component (GO): cytosol
Molecular function (GO): quinone reductase (NADPH) activity; NADPH binding; mRNA 3'-UTR binding
Source: RefSeq, a predicted model, not a curated record
AUGGCCAUGGCCGCCACCAGAAGUGUGAUGAGAGCUGUCAGAGUUUUUGAAUUUGGUGGCCCUGAAGUUCUUCAGCUCCAGUCAGAUGUCCCAAUUCCUGAUCCAAAAGAAAAUCAGGUGUUAAUUAAAGUCCAUGCCUGUGGGGUGAAUCCUGUUGAGACAUACAUUCGUUCUGGAAACUACGCCAGGAAACCAGCGUUGCCCUACACUCCUGGCUCAGAUGUGGCCGGUGUGAUAGAAGGUGUGGGGCAACGUGUGGCUGCAUUCAAGAAAGGUGACAGGGUUUUUACCAUCGGCACGAUCUCGGGAGGAUAUGCAGAUUAUGCAGUCGCUGCAGCUAAUAGCGUCUUUCCUUUGUCGGAUGAACUGGACUUCAGGCAAGGAGCAGCGAUCGGAAUACCCUACUUCACUGCUUACCGCGCCCUUUUCCAAAAAGGGCGUGCCCAGGCGGGGGAGAGCGUGCUGGUGCAGGGCGCGAGUGGGGGAGUGGGAAUAGCAGCGUGUCAGCUAGCCAGAGCUCGUGGCUUAACGGUUCUGGGUACAGCAGGAACCGAGGAAGGCAUGAAGGUGGUGCUGAGGAAUGGCGCUCACAAAGUGUUUAAUCACAGAGAGGCUAAUUACGUUGAUAAAAUUAAGGAAUACACGGGGGCGGAAGGAGUUGAUAUCAUCAUCGAAAUGCUCUCCAACAUCAAUCUUGCUACUGACCUGCAACUGCUGUCCCGUGCAGGAAGGGUGAUGGUCGUGGGCUCUAGAGGUCCCACUGAGAUAAAUCCGCGAGACGCUAUGAGUAAGGAAUCCAGCAUUAUCGGGGUUAGCCUGUUCCUGGCAACGGAGGAGGAGAGGCGUGAAUGUGCAACAGCGCUCCUUGACGGCGUGGCAGCUGGCUGGCUGAGGCCAGUUGUGGGCGCCGAGUACCCCCUGGAGAAAGCGGUCGAGGCUCAUGAAGACAUUAUUCACAGCAGUGGUGCCCGAGGAAAGAUGGUGCUCCUUCCCUGA